Eublepharis macularius is the source of this 3688-nucleotide messenger RNA. It is a transcript of the gene INTS13, whose product is annotated as integrator complex subunit 13. Gene Ontology annotation, cellular component: integrator complex. The transcript has 17 exons. Gene Ontology annotation, biological process: centrosome localization; regulation of mitotic cell cycle. Lineage: Eukaryota; Metazoa; Chordata; Lepidosauria; Squamata; Eublepharidae. The coding region runs from base 671 to 2791 and encodes 706 amino acids. The record is from RefSeq and is a predicted model, not a curated record.
GAUAUCGCGAGAGUGUCGCUUGUUUCUCUGAGGGGGCGCCUGGCGCCCGAUCUCGCGCUCCUUGCUGCCCUGGCGGGCGUGAGGACCGGGAGAGGCCGCGCCUGAGGGAGGCGAGCGGGCGGGCGAGGCGAGGCGAGGCGAGGCCGGGCCGCCGGGGAGGGCCUCUGCGCAGCGAUCUCCCCCAGGCGGGCCCGGGAGCGCAGCGGCGGUCGGGGACCGCUUGGGGAGAGGAGACGCCGGCGGCCGGAAGGGCCCUCCUGCGCCUCCGCCAGAAGGACCGCGAAGCCCACCCGAGAGGGCCCCGUUCAGCCCGGGGGGAAACACGCCCCUCCCCGCGCUGAGUCCCCGCAGGCCGGCAGGGGGGCCUUCGCUGUGCCUUGGCCCAAGAAACGCGCGUGUGGGCGCGGGUCCCUCUCCUGCAGGGCGGGCGAGACCCCGGAGAGCCGCUGCCAGCCUGAGCGGCCAAGUCUGAGGCCACUCCGCGUAAGAGCCACAAGUCCCCUGCGCGGUUCUCCCCUGAUUGUGUUAUUUAAAACACACCUCGUGCAACUCUAAAGGAAACACGUAUGACAGCGUACAAUCGGAGGAAGAGAGGAAGGACUGGGCCUCCCAGCUGCGCUGCUUCCGUGUUCCUUGUUUUCAGCUGGUGGCUUUGACUUCGGGGAAAAAAAUGAAACUUUUUUCAGAAUCUCACAAAACUGUCUUUGUGGUGGAUCACUGCCCUUAUAUGGCAGAAUCUUGCAAACAGCAUGUUGAAUUUGAUAUGUUAAUCAAGAAUCGGACACAAGGAAUCAUCCCCCUUGCACCUAUAUCAAGAUCGCUGUGGACCUGUUCAGUGGAGUCAUCCAUGGAAUACUGUAGAAUAAUGUACGAUAUAUUCCCUUUUAAAAAACUAGUGAACUUCAUCGUAAGUGAUUCUGUACCUCAAGUCUUAAACACUUGGAACCAAGAAGAUCAAAACUUGCAGGAGUUAAUGGCAGCUCUAGCAGCUGUUGGACCUCCCAAUCCUCGGGCAGACCCUGAAUGCUGCAGUAUACUUCAUGGCUUAGGUGCAGCAGUACAAGCUCUCUGCAAAAUUACUGAAUACCAGCAUGAGGCAAGAACAAUGUUAAUGGAGAAUGCUGACCGUGUUGGAAACAGAGGACGAAUAAUCUGUAUUACUAAUGCAAAGAGUGAUAGCCAUGUACGGAUGCUUGAGGAGUGUGUGCAGGAAACAAUACACGAGCAUAACAAACUAGCGGCUAAUUCAGAUCAUCUUAUGCAGAUCCAGAAAUGUGAGCUGGUCUUAAUUCACACUUUUCCUGUUGGUGAAGACAAUCUUGUGUCAGAAUGUCUUAAAAAAGAGCUCUCUCCUGUCUUAACCAGUGAAGUGCACAGUGUUCGAGCGGGACGGCACCUGGCCACCAGGCUGAAUCUUUUAGUACAGCAACAUUUUGAUCUGGCUUCAACCACGAUUACUAACAUCCCUAUGAAGGAAGAACAGCAUGCCAAUACAUCUGCCAAUUAUGAUGUGGAACUGCUUCACCACAAGGAAGCACAUGUAGACUUCUUAAAAAGCGGUGACAACCAUAUAGGUAGCAGUAGCAAAGAGGGUACAAAUAAGGAGACGGUAACCUUGAAAUGGUGCACACCAAGAACAAACAGCGUGGAGCUGCAUUAUUGUACUGGUGCGUACAGGAUAUCUCCUGUAGAUGUAAAUAGCCGACCUUCCUCCUGCCUUACUAACUUUCUUCUCAAUGGUCGCUCUGUGCUGUUGGAACAACCACGGAAGUCUGGCUCUAAAGUAAUCAGUCACAUGCUUAGCAGCCACGGAGGAGAGAUUUUUCUGCAUGUGUUAAGCAGUUCUCGAUCCACUCUGGAAGAUCCGCCUUCAAUUAGUGAAGGUUGUGGUGGCAGAGUCACAGACUACAGGAUUACUGAUUUUGGUGAAUUUAUGAGGGAGAACAGGCUAACUCCUUUCCUAGAACCCAGGUACAAGACUGAUGGAAGUCCUGAGGUUCCUUUGGAACGAGCUAAAGAUCAGCUCGAGAAGCACACUCGCUACUGGCCCAUGAUUAUUUCACAGACAACCAUAUUCAACAUGCAAGCAGUAGUGCCCUUAGCCAGUGUUAUUGUGAAAGAAGCAUUGACGGAUGAGGAUGUGCUGAACUGUCAGAAAACAAUUUACAAUUUAGUAGACAUGGAAAGGAAAAACGAUCCGUUGCCAAUAUCAACAGUUGGGACAAGAGGAAAGGGUCCUAAAAGAGAUGAACAGUACAGGAUUAUGUGGAAUGAACUGGAAACCCUUGUGAGAGCUCAUAUAGUCAACUCUGAUAAACACCAGCGAGUACUGGAGUGUCUUCUAGCUUGCAGGAGCAAGCCUCCCGAAGAAGAGGAGCGCAAGAAACGUGGGCGGAAGAGGGAGGAAAAAGAAGACAAGGCUGAAAAAGCAGGAAAAGACUAUGAACCAGAAAAGGCCUGGCAGGAUUCAGAAAGGCUAAAAGGUUUAUUGGAUCGUGAAAAAGAGGAAUUGACGGAAGCUGAAGUAAUAAAAGAUUCACCCGAUUCUCCUGAACCACCAAACAAAAAGCCACUUGUUACAAUAGAUGAAAUUCCCCCUGUUGAAAAAACCAAAGGGCCUACAUCUCUACUAUCAUUAUGGAGCAACAGAAUUAACGCUGUGAAUUCUAGGAAACAUCAAGAAUUUAUUGGCCGCUUGAACUCUGUAAACAACAAAGCUGAAUUGUAUCAACAUCUGAAAGAGGAGAAUGGAAUGGAAACAACAGAAAAUGGAAAAGCCAGCCGGCAAUGAAUACUGAAUCUAAGAUCUAUAACUGGUCGUGCUGCAUACAUUUUUUAUGCUUGUUUUAAUACCUGUAUUCAGACAUAAUUCUGUUGUUUUGCAUGGUUUUUACAUGUUUUUCAAAUUUUAGUCCUUUUCUAUGAAAAUAUAAAAUGUGAAAGUAAAUCAUUAAGCCCUAGUCCCCUUUUAUUCUGUCACUGAAUAAAGCAAGACUUCUAUUUUCAUCUAGUAGCAUGGUCUUAAUAUAAAACUCAUUUACUGUCUCCUGGGAAAACACAAUAUUUCUGAGUGAAUAUUUUUUAAAUUAGUAUUCCUUAGAUGUAUGAAACUCCCUUAGGGCACCAUACUUUUAGUCUUGGCGUGGGGAGAGAACCUAAAAUCCAGAACUAGGCUUGGGGUUCUUUGGUCCAAACUCACAACAGGGACAGCCUUGAGCAAAAUGUAACUCAGCGUUGCAGUUAGGGCUUUAAGUGUAAGAAUGACCUGCCUUACGGAAUUUUUGAAGAUGAAGAUUAAAAUUGUUUUAUAAUCUAUAAAAAUCUGUAUAAAGUGCUUUGUAAAUUAUGGACUAUUUGUCUUAGACAAUAAAAAACUGAAUUAAUAAGACAGUCCUUUUUGUUUUACUUGUGUUACCUGGAACAUGCAACUUUUCAAGAUGUGUUGCUGUUGAUCCUACGUGGUAGGGUUUGACAACUUCCAGGUCACCAUGGUACCUAGAAAUUUCAUCGGUGCAGAUGGUAUUUACAGCAGCCGUCUCUUGGCAAUUCUCAGUGGAAGUACAAAGCUAAUUUAUUAUUUCGCAUAAGAAUAUUUUUGUUGUACACCACAAAAAUUCUUCUUUCUGUGUAUGUAAACCUAAUUUUACACCGUUUGGUGGCAGAAAAUAAAUUAAUUUUUGACAAAUUG